UAAGCACGCAUGCGAUUGUUAUACGUCCACUAAAUUUCCCCGCUCACUCACUCCCGUCCUCUAACAGUAUGACUCUAGUCUCGAACGAUCCCAGUUGGUGGCCAGUCAUCAAUGCAAAUCUUAUUAGCAGCUAUUUCCAAGUUGCCGCAUGUGCUGCGGUAGUGUAUGAUUGGGGACUUACGUUCGGACAAGAGCUGGAACUGAUCUGGAGACAACGCUGGUCGCUGAUGACCGUUCUGUAUCUUGUUGCACGAUAUCUUGGAAUAGGAUUUGGCGUGUACGUUUCGACGUCUAAGUCAUUGGUGUUGCGCUCAUCACCCAUCUCUCACGAUUAGGAUCAACAUGUUGGGCAAUCUUCCAACAUUUUCGAUGACAAAUUUAGGGUGAGUUAUAUUCUCGAACAACUCGUUGAUUCAACAUAACGACUCCCACAGUUGCCUUAUCAUGUACGACACAUUUAAUUGGACGGGUGACGUUGUAAACGUAAUACUAGGCA
Suillus plorans is the source of this 496-nucleotide messenger RNA. RefSeq lists its product as uncharacterized. The transcript is spliced from 9 exons. Lineage: Eukaryota; Fungi; Basidiomycota; Agaricomycetes; Boletales; Suillaceae. The record is from RefSeq and is a predicted model, not a curated record. The coding region runs from base 69 to 335 and encodes 88 amino acids.